Phragmites australis (common reed) is the source of this 3602-nucleotide messenger RNA. RefSeq names its product E3 ubiquitin ligase PARAQUAT TOLERANCE 3-like. The record is from RefSeq and is a predicted model, not a curated record. Gene Ontology annotation, biological process: protein ubiquitination; mRNA processing; ubiquitin-dependent protein catabolic process. The coding region runs from base 767 to 3367 and encodes 866 amino acids. The transcript has 15 exons. Gene Ontology annotation, cellular component: nucleus. Lineage: Eukaryota; Viridiplantae; Streptophyta; Magnoliopsida; Poales; Poaceae. Gene Ontology annotation, molecular function: zinc ion binding; nucleic acid binding; ubiquitin protein ligase activity.
CUCCUGUCCGCAUGACCUCAUCCACCCCUUUCCCCAUCCGCGUCUCGACUCCUCCCCUCUCUCGACGACGCCAUCGCGGGAGCUCGAAACCCUAGCUCCCCAAUCCGAGCCCCAGAGCCGCCGAUUCAUCCGGAUCCCCGCCGAGAUUCGACCCCCAUAGCCUCCAGGCUGGGGCUCCACCUCUCCCCGACUAGAUAAGCAUCGGCGGCGGCGGCCGCGCUCGAGGAGGCGCCUCGUCUCGGCGGGUUCUCGGUUUCGAAGACCUUCCCCGGUCGGUUUCGUGGUGUCCCACUCCGGGAUCCGCCGCGAUCUGGGAGGGGAAGGCGAUGGAGACGGCGAUCCAGCCGUGGUAGCACCCAAUUUGGAGGGUUUCCGGCUGGUAGAGGCGGAAAAGUUUGAGCCUUUGGCGGGCUCGGCUCGACGCGGCGUGUGAUCGGAUUGCACCGUGCGGUGGGUAGCUUGGCUUCUUCUGCGACGGUGUAGGAGAGGGGACCUGUGGCCGACGAGGCCGAGGAGAUAAAAACUACUUGCUUGUACACUUGUACAUGUGUUCAUUUGUUUCCUCGAUUUGUCCUGGUUUAAAGCAUCAAUUUUUCCUCUCAAUUUAAGGUCGAAGACAGUUUUUUCUUGUUUCUUGCUUGUUUCUAUCGAAUAUUCCGCUUUAUUACAGAAGAAGACGGGGGGGGGGGGGGCAACAAAAAAGGAAAAUAAAAUAAAAAGAUAAAAUCAGAAGAAAAGAAAGAGAAAAAAUUGAGUGGGCAGGGAAAUGGCUGUGUAUUACAAGUUCAAGAGUGCCAGAGACUAUGACUCGAUUCCGAUGGAGGGGCAAUUCAUCUCGGUUGCCAACCUGAAGGAGCGGAUUUUUGAGUCCAAGCAUCUUGGCAGAGGCACAGAUUUCGACCUCAUGAUCUCAAAUGCUCAGACUGAUGAAGAGUAUGCUGAUGACGCUACUAUGAUACCAAAGAACACAUCAGUAUUGAUUCGGCGGAUACCAGGACGACCAAGGAAACCUAUUGUCACAGAACCGGAAGAGACAAAAGCCGCAGAAGAUAGGGUAGAAGAAGUCAUGCCUGCUGCUAGUGCUUUUCUUGGCGAUUCAUCUAUGAAAUAUCCUGAAGAAUCUGAGUGGGAUGAUGAGUUUGGCAACGAAUUAUAUGUCUCUGAUUCGGUUCCUUCUCAGCCUGGUUACCAGGCGGUUGAUGCUUUUGAAAAUAAAGUUGAUGAAGAUAGUAAAAUAAAAGCACUUAUUGAUACAUCUGCCCUUGACUAUAGCCAAAUCCCUGAUUGUUAUGGUGCUGGAAGAGGCUAUGGCAGGGGGAUGGGUGGAAGAAUGCUGGCUGGUCGUGGUUUUGGACGUGGGCUGGAACGCAGGACACUUCCUCCAGGUUAUGUUUGCCAUAGAUGUAAAGUACCUGGUCAUUUCAUUCAACAUUGCCCAACGAAUGGUGAUGCUAGAUUUGAUGUGAAAAGGAUGAAACCCCCAACUGGCAUUCCAAAAUCUAUGUUGAUGCAAACUCCGGAUGGUUCAUAUGCACUGCCAAGUGGGGCUGGUGCUGUUUUGAAGCCAAAUGAAGCUGCUUUUGAGAAGGAGAUAGAGGGCCUACCAACCACCCGCUCUGUAGGUGAUCUUCCACCAGAGCUACGCUGCCCAUUGUGCAAAGAAGUAAUGAAGGAUGCUGUUCUAACUAGUAAAUGCUGCUUUAGAAGUUUCUGUGAUAAAUGCAUCAGGGACUACAUAAUUAACAAGUCUAUGUGUGUUUGUGGUGCCACAAGCAUAUUAGCAGACGAUCUUCUCCCCAAUAAAACUUUGAGAGAAACCAUCAGCCGCAUAUUAGAGGCACCACCAACUAGCAGCACAGAAAAUGUGGGGAGCAUGGCGCAAGUGCAGGACAUGGAGUCAGCUCUACCUGUACAACCCAAGGUUAGAUCUCCUGCUGUUUCUGCUGCUUCAAAGGAAGAGACUAAAGCACCCACACCUGUAGAAGAGUCUCCAGAUGCUGAGAGCCUCAGUGGAGUGAAAGCUACUAAUGUUGAUGUGAGUUCUUUAGAUAAGAAGGCCGCCACAAUUCCAUAUGUCGCUGAAGGGACUACUGAGUCUAAGAAUGCGAAAGAAGAUAAACCAGUAGAAGUGACUCAUAUUGCAAAAGAUUCUCAAGAAAAGUUGCCUGCAGGGGAACAAGCAGUAAAGAAGAAGAAAAAGAAGAAGGCACGUGCUCCAGGAAAUGCUGAGGAGCAAUGGAAAAAUUAUCAAGAUUUUGGAGUUGAAAAUUUUGCUGGAAUGCCUUUGGGUCCAACUGGAGGUUUCAACCCUUACUGGGGUGGAGGGGUGCCAUUGCCAAUGGAUUACAUGGGUGCACCGUUUCCUGGUCCCAUGCCUUACAUGAGUUAUCCACCAGGUCCAUUUGACCCUUUUGGUGGUGGAGUUCUCCCACAAGAUCCAUUUAUGCCCCCGGGAUAUAUGAUGCCAGGAGUUUGUAGGGAUCUUUCUGAAUUAGCAGUUAACCCUAUGGGAAUAAAUAUGGGUCCACCAGUUAUGGGCAGGGAAGAAUUUGAUCCCAGGAAACCUGAUCAUAGGAGGAGACGUGAAAUGGAUCGAUACAACGAAAGGGAGAGGGAAUGCGAUCUUUCCUGGGAGAGGGACAGGGAGAGGGAGCGUGACCGUUCCCGGGAGAGGGGCCGGGACCGAGACCACGAGCGAGAGCGAGAGAGGGACGGGGACUCUCGAAGGGAAGCAAGAGAAUCAUCAGGGGCCAUUAACGAUAGUACAUCGAUGAGGCCGAAGGCUAGGUCGCGGUCCCAGCCGGACAGGUCGGAGCGCGCGCCGCCGUCGUCCAGCCCAGACCGGCACUCGCGCCGCUCCUCCAGCUCCGGCAAGAAGCGCUCCUCCUCCGACCGCUACGACGAACUUCCUCUCCCGCCUCCCCCGCCCCCGCCCCCAUCGCGGCACGAUCCCAAGCCCGCGAAGGCGCCGGCGGCCGACCCACGGGUGUCCAAGUCCAAGGCGAGCGUCUUCUCCCGCAUCAGCUUCCCCGGCGACGCCAACCCCACCGACGCCAAGCGCAGCCGCAGGGCCUCCUCCGACAAGCCCCCUGCGCACUCGUCCUCUUCUUCCAAGAAAAGCGCCGCAGCCGCAGCCGAGGACGGCGACGGUCGCCACCACCACCAGAACCACCGGGAGGCGGCGGCGGAGGAGGAGAAGCUGAGGCCCGCCGUGGCGAGCGAGUUCUACGGCGAGGAGGAGGAGGGGAGUGAGGAAGAGGAGCAGCACUUCAAGCGGCGCCCGUCGUCCUCCAGGCGCGAGCGGGAGAAGGAGGCGCAGGAGGAGCCGCGGCACUCCCGGCGGUCCAGGGACCACAAGCGCCGGUGAGGCAGGGAAGCUACCUGCCUGCUGCAGUGCUACUGCUCCUGCAGCGGUGACCGUCGCCUGUGAUAAAGCUAGAAGCUUUUGCCUCCGGCGGCUGGCCGAGUAGCAGCAGAGCGCGACGCUCUGCUUCUCCUUCGUGUACGAGAUGGGUUUUUACAUUAACAUACUGAUUUGCGACAAUCGGAUCGGAUCGGAUCGGAUCGGGUGGUGAUUAUAAUAAGUUUGAUUUGUCAGAUCA